CUUGUUUGGAUGGUUCUCUUCAAGCUGACUUGAAAGAAGGCCUCGCAAAAAUCCAGGUCGUACGACUAACAGGAGAUUCUCGAAUAUCAUCCAACGGAGAAAUUAUCUUAAUAAUCCCAGAAGUAAAUGAAGUACAACUUAAAUUAAAAGCUCAAAAACUUGAGGUAGAUGGCAAUAUCAAUGGAAUGGAAGAACACUCAAGAGAAAUGCAAAGAUUUCGAAGUCUUGGUGGCCAAGUAACAUUUGAAGCCAUGACAACCAAAAGUAUUAAGGUCAAUCGUGCCAGCUGGGCUAAGACCCUUAAUCUCGGCAGAUUUAUGCAGUAAUCAAAGAUAUUGAAGUAGAAGGAUGAUUUUGCAGAAAAAGAAAUAGUGCAUACAGAAACUUAAGAAGGUCAGGAAGUGUUCACGAAAAAAGAUUGUAUGUAUGUUAUAAGAGUACUUUUGCCAAAAUUUUAUCUCGAAAUAACUGUGGAAAGGACAUAAUAUUAACGAUAUUUCAAGCAGGAUGCAUUCAAUAAGCUAUUUUACGUUUAUGCAUAAUAUUGUACAAGUAUGUAUUGAAUCCUGCGACGCAACAAUAAUUUUGAUAAUAUUUUACUUACAAAAUUUAAUCAUGCACAGGCCAUGUUACCUAUGAAUAACUUGAAAUUUGUCCAUUCAUUUGUAAUUGAUCUGUUAUUUUUAGGUUAAGACAAUUUGACAAUUUUUAUUUUCAUUGUUUCCAUGUAAAAUAAUAUACGUAAAAAUGUGUACCAAAAAUGUCAAUGAUUCGGCAAAGUGAUUAUUUCUUUAUGGUAAUCUUGAUUUAAAAAUCAACAUAUCUGAACUUGUUUAUAGCAAUCGCUCUUAAUUAAACAAAAGAAAAAAAAUGAAAUAAAAUAUUUUUAUCAUACGACUAAAUAAUGUUUCACUUAGAAUAGUUAAAAAACUUUUAAAGUGAUUAAAGUUUUUGUAUACAGAAUAUUCUUUAAUUUCAUCAAAAUAAAAUUAUUAAAAUUAAUGUGGUUAACUGAACAUCCGUUUUUCUACAUUUUCAAUAAAGAACGAUAUUAAUAUUAGUAAGGAGUAUAUUUGCAAUCAGAGGUGGUAAGAAGUUAAUUUUGUUGUUGAAAUAUAUACAGUUUACUAUGAAUUAUCUUUCUUCCAAAUGAAGACUAACAUAGUAAAGUUCUUCAAGCUGUAAUAUUUUAUGAGUACGAAUAAUAUUGGUGAAUGGGUUUUUUUACUACAUAUCGUUUAUUCCAAAUUAUACUUAUGUCAUACAAUAGUAAUUAAGUUAAUAAAACUGUAACUUAUCCUCGAAGAACACGAUGAUGGUAUACUUAUUUUCUUGCUAUGCUCUAAAAUUUUAUAUUCGCUUGAAGCUAUCGUUUAUAAUUCAUAUAAUUUGUAUACUUAUUUUGUCAUUUGUAAUAAUGACAGUAUACUUUAAUAAUUAUUAUUAAAAAUAUUAAACGUUUGUUUAUAGUAACAAAAAUUGUACUAUAAUAAAGAGAUAACAUUAAUUAUAUCUAAUUGUAAGUUUAAAAAUAUAUUUGACAAAAUUAGCAAAAUUAUUAAAUAAAGACAGUCCUCGCACUUACGAUAGUUUAGAUUAAGUUCCUUGAGAGUUGAAUUGUAAGUCAAAUGAACGUAAGUCGAAUCACUUUAUGUAAUAGAUUUCUAUAGGAAAUGGAUAAUUGACCAGAUAACAGAAAUUACGAAGAUGUCAUUUAAUACGUCUUCAGGAGGUCUUAUGUUAUGGGUUUUGACACUUUUUUGAGACAUCAUUUUGGCCUAAGACAUUUAUAAAACAAAAAUCCAUCACAAGCCCAAAUAGCACAAAUAAAGAAUCCAUUCCGAAGACGCCAUCAGAAGGUCUUAUGUCAUAGGUUUUGAGGUCUUAUAGACGUCUUAUGUUUAAAAGACGUGUUUUUGACACAAGACAUCUAUAAGACAUCUAAACCCAUGCCAUAAGACCUUUUGAAGACGUCUUGUCGACAUCUUCGUAAUUUGAACUAUCCGGGAAGACAGUCAGACAACGUCUUUAUUUAUGCUACUUGUGUAGGUUCCUAUAGCAAUAUUUGUAGAAUAAAACAACAUUUAAAAUAUUAAUUUACGUAGUGUAUUUUUGAAAACACAAAUAAUUAUGUAUUGCAAUAAAAGAAUAAAAAGGUAAGAAAACUAA
Cephus cinctus (wheat stem sawfly) is the source of this 2169-nucleotide messenger RNA. Its product is annotated as protein FAM185A. NCBI's taxonomy places the organism in Eukaryota, Metazoa, Arthropoda, Insecta, Hymenoptera, Cephidae. The record is from RefSeq and is a predicted model, not a curated record.